CUUCCCUUCCUCACUGCAGCCACUGAAGCUGCAGGCUGGAUCAAGGGGACCACAGAGUUGUCCAGUCCCCCAGGGUGGGGGUGCCAGGAGCCCUUCUCCUCUGUAGCAGGUCUCAGAGGCUGACGAUGGGGAAAUCGCACUGGUGAGGCUGCCGUGGGGUCAGGAGGAACCUGCGAUAAGACGCCCAACAGUUAGGGCAGGUGCUUUGAGGUUUGGAGCCUGGGACCCCACAGGAAGUGACUUCAUGCUGAGCUAAUGUUGCUUCGUCCUGGCGCCGGUCUCAGGCCAAGAGCUGCAGGCUGGCAUGGCUGGGGGGAUGUCAGCGGAGUGCUCUGAGCCUGGGCCAGGAGGGCUGCAGGGCCAGUCCCCAGGGCCAGGCAGGCAGUGUCCCCCUCCCAUCAUGCCCACCUCCUGGAGCCUGCCCCCGUGGAGGGCCUACGUGGCUGCCGCCGUGCUCUGCUACAUCAACCUCCUGAAUUACAUGAACUGGUUCAUCAUUGCAGGAGUGCUGCUGGAUAUACAGGAGGUUUUCCAGAUCAGUGACAACCAUGCUGGUUUGCUUCAGACUGAUGCCAGCUUGUGGCAUCUGAGUCAGGCUCCUUCCCUGGGCCUGCUGGGCCAUCUGCCCUGCCACGGUCGUGGGGGGAAUCCAGGCUGCCCCUGUGUGUCUCCUUCAGUCUUCGUUAGCUGCCUGCUGCUGUCUGCACCUGUGUUUGGCUACCUGGGCGACCGACAUAGCCGCAAGGCUACCAUGAGCUUCGGUAUCUUGCUGUGGUCAGGAGCUGGCCUCUCUAGCUCCUUCAUCUCCCCCCGGUAUUCUUGGCUCUUCUUCCUGUCCCGGGGCAUCGUGGGCACUGGCUCGGCCAGCUACUCCACCAUCGCGCCCACCGUCCUGGGUGACCUCUUCGUGAGGGACCAGCGCACCCGCGUGCUGGCCGUCUUCUACAUCUUUAUCCCUGUUGGAAGUGGUCUGGGCUACGUGCUGGGGUCGGCUGUGACGAUGCUGACUGGGAACUGGCGCUGGGCCCUCCGAGUCAUGCCCUGCCUGGAGGCCGUGGCCUUGAUCCUGCUUAUCCUGCUGGUUCCAGACCCACCCCGGGGAGCUGCCGAGACACAGGGGGAGCGGGCCGCGGGAGGCUUCAGGAGCAGCUGGUGUGAGGACGUCAGAUACCUGGGGAAAAACUGGAGUUUCGUGUGGUCGACCCUCGGAGUGACCGCCAUGGCCUUUGUGACUGGAGCCCUGGGGUUCUGGGCCCCCAAGUUUCUGCUCGAGGCACGCGUGGUUCACGGGCUGCAGCCUCCCUGCUUCCAGGAGCCGUGCAGCAACCCCGACAGCCUGAUUUUUGGGGCACUGACCAUCAUGACCGGCAUCAUUGGGGUCAUCUUGGGGGCAGAAGCUGCGAGGAGGUACAAGAAAGUCAUUCCAGGAGCUGAGCCCCUCAUCUGCGCCUCCAGCCUGCUUGCCACAGCCCCCUGCCUCUACCUGGCUCUCGUCCUGGCCCCGACCACCCUGCUGGCCUCCUAUGUGUUCCUGGGCCUUGGGGAGCUGCUUCUGUCCUGCAACUGGGCAGUGGUUGCCGACAUCCUGCUGUCUGUGGUGGUGCCCAGAUGCCGGGGGACAGCAGAGGCACUUCAGAUCACGGUGGGCCACAUCCUGGGAGACGCUGGCAGCCCCUAUCUCACAGGACUUAUCUCUAGUGUCCUGCGGGCCAGGCGCCCUGACUCCUACCUGCAGCGCUUCCUCAGCCUGCAGCAGAGCUUCCUGUGCUGCGCCUUUGUCAUCGCCCUGGGGGGUGGCUGCUUCCUGCUGACUGCGCUGUACCUGGAGAGAGACGAGACCCGGGCCUGGCAGCCUGUCACAGGGACCCCAGACAGCAAGGAUGUGGACAGCAACGACCUGGAGAGACAAGGCCUGCUUUCGGGCGCUGGUGCCUCCACAGAAGAGCCCUGAGGUCCCUGCCUGCACUCGCCCUGCCUGCAAGCCUCCCGUUGGUCCCCACAGUAGCAGUGGCUCGGUUCCUCUUUGGCUGUCCUCGGGGACUCUGGCUGAGGCACAUCUGCCACUUUUGAAUUCCCGGCUGGAGAGCUGGCAGGACCCUGUGGCUGGGCUGGGAAUGGAGCUGUCAGCACUCUGCGUGGGAGGCCUGGGCCUGUGCCUGCAUCCCGCUCAAGGCUGCCCCAGCCUGGGGUCCCCACCCUGGCUGCUGCUGGGCCCUGAAUAAAGAGAGGCCAGUACAAAGCCCAUGGAUUUUGGGCCUGUAGACAGCCGUGUUAUUUAUAGCCUCUCGUGCCUCUGCUGGAGGGGAAGUGGGUGAGAACGGGAUGGGCAGUCCAGGCCAAGGAUGCAGGGCUGUCCUAAAGUGGGGAAGCUGAGGGGCUGGCUCGGCAUGGGUCUCUAGGGGUCCGCAGCCUGGACCUCCCACUCUGACCCAGCUUCUCCAUUCUGCAAAGUCAUAGGCACAGGACACCCUCUAUGUGAUUCCACUCUUUGUUUUGUUUUUUGUUUUUGUUUUGUUUUUGAGAUGGAGUUUCGCUCUUGUCCAGGCUGGAGUGCAGUGGCACAAUCUCGGCUCAUUGCAACCUCCGCCUCCCAGGUUCAAGAGAUUCUCCUGCCUCAGCCUCCUAAGUAGCUGGGAUUACAGGCAUGCGCCACCACGCCCAACUAAUUUUUGUAUUUUUAGUAGAGACAGGGUUUCACCAUGUUGGUCAGGCUGGUCUUGACCUCCCGACCUUAGGUGAUCCGCCAGCCUCGGCCUUCCAAACUGCUGAGAUUAUAGGCAUGAGCCACCGUGCCCAGCCAACUCCACCCUUUGAACAAAACGUGGGGGCUGAAUCUUGCUCUUGGAGAUGAGUUUCCACUUGGGCGCUGGGGUGGGGAUGUGGCUCCAAGUUCCAGGGAACCACACAGAGGAGCACCCACGCCUAUACAGACACGGGCGCAGCUGCCCCAGAACCCUGCUGAGGAUUUGAGUGGCCGUGCAGGGAUCCUCCUGGCCUGCCCAGUUCUGUAGCCCCGGUCUUCCCUGGGUCCACGCUCUGACCCCAGCACAGCGUAUGGGGAGGGCUGGCUCUGCGGGGCCCACGCUUGCCACUGGGUUCAGAGCAGCUGGGCUCAGCGGGCCCUGUGGGAGAUCAACAGCUUCCAGGCGGGCAGCAGUGGGGAGGCUUGUUCUCAUGUUCUUUCCGCCUCCCCUGGUGCCCAGCCAGGCGAUCACUUGCUCACUCACUGAUGGCCACCUUCGCUGUGCCAGGCUGUGCCUGUCUCCCAGCAGCUGCAGGCAGAGCAGUGACCGAGACUCCUGUGCAGCCCCUGAUGCCUGCUGCUCUGUCCCUGCCUUCUGUGGGGUGCCCCCCAGCCCUCCCUGUUGGCUGCAACAAGCCCCAGGAGCAGGGCCGCACCACAGCCAGCCCUCCCUGCAGGCUAGCCAGGCCCUUGACCGUGACUCAAUGCUUGGAGCUCAUGCAACAGGCAGCCCUUCAAGUUACAAGGUAAAAGAUCUGUGAGGAUAUUUUGUUUUUCCUGAGAAGGAGGCAGCAACUGGGCAGGAGCCAGGAUGCCACGGUCCCUCUCAACAUUCACUGGCUGUGUGACCUAGGUGGCUCCCUGACUCCCUGAGAGCCACUGACUCCCUGGCUGUGUUUGAGAGGUGUGUUGACAUGGCUUUCUAGCCUGGGCCUCAUGUGAUUAGCACAGGCUGGGUCUAGACCCACAGAAGCCCAGCUCCAGGGUCUGAACCUUCCUCCCAACAGCCCCAGGGAGGACCCCUGCAAGGCGAGGCUCCCGGAAAAUGAGUGAGGGCCGCCCAAGGGUCAGAACACUCAGCUGGGCACAGCGGCUCACGCCUGUAAUCCCAACACUUUGGGAGGCAGAGGCUGAUGUAUUGCUUGAGGUCAGGAGUUCAAGACCAGCCUGGGCAACAUGGUGAAACCCCGUCUCUACCAAAAAUACAAAAACGUACCUG
Pan troglodytes (chimpanzee) is the source of this 3962-nucleotide messenger RNA. It is a transcript of the gene SPNS3, whose product is annotated as SPNS lysolipid transporter 3, sphingosine-1-phosphate (putative). NCBI's taxonomy places the organism in Eukaryota, Metazoa, Chordata, Mammalia, Primates, Hominidae. The transcript has 12 exons. The record is from RefSeq and is a predicted model, not a curated record. Gene Ontology annotation, molecular function: transmembrane transporter activity. Gene Ontology annotation, biological process: transmembrane transport. Bases 305 to 1951 code for a protein of 548 amino acids. Gene Ontology annotation, cellular component: membrane.